This is a messenger RNA of Gigantopelta aegis, 711 nucleotides long. RefSeq lists its product as uncharacterized. The transcript has a single exon. The record is from RefSeq and is a predicted model, not a curated record. Bases 1 to 711 code for a protein of 236 amino acids. NCBI's taxonomy places the organism in Eukaryota, Metazoa, Mollusca, Gastropoda, Neomphalida, Peltospiridae.
AUGGCAAAAAAGGGAUACAAGGACAUUGUGGUGUAUUUGGAUGACUUCUUAAUUAUCGCUAAAUCCUAUGACGAAUGCCAGAACAUUCUAAACAUCUUAAUGCAGCUGUUAGUGUUACGGAAAUUGGGAUUUCACAUUAACUACAAUAAACUUGAAGGCCCAGCACAGACCCUCACGUUUUUGGGAGUAGUUCUAAAUUCACUGGCAAUGACCUUGAGUAUUCCACACGAUCGGAUAACAGAAUUGAGAGGGCUGUUAGUGAAAACCCUAAGUAAUGGAAAAAUUACUAAGCGACAGAUUCAAAGCAUAGUGGGCAAGUUAAACUGGAUAACCCAAUGCGUGUAUGGAGGACGCUUCUUCAUGAGACGCCUAAUUGACAGAGCCAAUGGUCUGAAAUGUCCAUGGCACAGAUCAAGUAUCACUAAAGAUAUGAAAGGUGAUAUAAUGUGGUGGAUCCAGUUCAUGUCAGUGUUCAAUGGAACGAUGCCUAUGGUUGACCAAAGACCAUCUACACCCGUGAGUAUCGAUGCCUGCCCCCUAGCAGGUGGGGCAUACUACUGCGGUGAUUUUGUUCACACCCCAUGGGCGGGAACCGAGGCAGCGGCAUUAGAACCAGCAGUUGCCAGAUGGGCACCCUUAUGGAAAAACAAAAAAGUGUAUGUACAUUCAGAUAAUCAAGCUGCAGUGGCCAUCAUAAAUAAAGGCUCAUAA